Messenger RNA from Perkinsus marinus ATCC 50983, 327 nucleotides. RefSeq lists its product as hypothetical. Lineage: Eukaryota; Perkinsozoa; Perkinsida; Perkinsidae. The transcript has 2 exons. The coding region runs from base 1 to 327 and encodes 108 amino acids. The record is from RefSeq and is a predicted model, not a curated record.
AUGGUUUAUUAUGCCGUUCUUAUUCACUGCCUGGUUAUCGUAAAGUUGGUUGGUCGUCUACGUGCGAAGAUUUAUUGGUUGACAAUGAACCAAGAUGUUCAACGCUUCUGUGCUACUUGUAAGUACUGUAUUGCAGCUAAAGCUCGCACUCCAGUAUCUCAGCAGUUGGCUCAAACUGAGAUUGGUAGUCCGUGGGAAGUAGUUGUAGUAGACGUCCUUAAGAUGCCAAUGGAUGCUUCUGGUAACUCAAUAUUGGUUACUGCUUCUGAUACCUUUACAAAGUGGGUUGAAGCCAGAGUAGUUCGCAGGAAGAUGCUUUCAGUGUGA